GCGAUAUCAAUUGCGACCCCAAGACGGAACGAUGAGGUAUUCCGCGCUUUUCUCGACGCUUCUAGCAGUCGCGGCCGUCGCGAGCGCAGAAAGUGUCGUCGCCUCCAUCUUCAUCCAACCCAUCACGACGCCCGAAACACCGCCUAGCCUCCUCGCCGACGUCAGCUACGAAGCCCAGCCGGAGACAACAGCAACAGGCGAGGUCCUGUCGUACGAAGCGCCAGAUCUCCCCGAGGGCGGUGCGGCGGCGCUGUUGCGCGUCGGCGUCUACGACGCGGCCGCGGCGCGCUGGGUGUCGUCGACCUCGGUGGCGUCGGCCGACAACUUUGGCAAGGGGCUGUCGCCGCACCUGGUGCUCUCGGUCGACAAUAGCAAAGGCCAGAUCCUGGGCGUACUGUGCAAGGGGGUGCGGAUCGACGCCGGACAGACGCGCGACUUUGGCCCGCAGGUCGUCGUGGUCCCGACGGCGCGCGGCAAGCAGCCCGACCUCAACAGGCCCGUCGUGCUCUCGCCCGAGGGCAAGAAUGUCGUCCCCGAGGAGAAGACGCUGUUGCAGAAGUAUGUGCAGAGCCAGCCCCCCCUCCCCCUUUCCAUCUGUUAUGGUUAUGUGUUUGGUGUAGUACGCGCAACUGCUGACGUUUUAACAAUGAUAGGUAUUGGUGGGUGUUAGCUAUUG
Molecule: messenger RNA, 676 nt
Organism: Lasiosphaeria miniovina
Lineage: Eukaryota; Fungi; Ascomycota; Sordariomycetes; Sordariales; Lasiosphaeriaceae
Exons: 1
Coding region: 32-670 (212 amino acids)
Source: RefSeq, a predicted model, not a curated record